AUGCGUGGAACUUCAUUAUUUAAACUUUAUCUAAUACUUUCACAAUAUAUCAUCAGUUCUUUUGCAGCAUUUCCUCGUCAAAUUCCUCUUGUAUCAAAUAAUAAUAAUAUCGAUCAGCGAAUUAUCGACAUUUCCCAAACACAUACUUCCUCUCAACCCCAAAUCAAAACGAACACAAAAAUACUUAGAUUAAAGCAGAUAUUUCAUCAUGGUGUAAAUCCUUCAACAAAACAACUUUUUAAAAAGUUAAUUAUUAAAGAUAUCGAAAAUGAACUUCACACAACCUCUCCAAUUUUUAAUGAACACGUAAUCAAUAGUAUAUUUAUCGAUAACUCAAAAGAAAAUGGGGAGUCUAUAAAUGGUUUAAAUGAUAAGGAGAUACCUGCUAGAAAUAAAAAUACUGUAAUGUCUAUGGCUAAAAUGUCUUAUGAUGCUUACAUUGAAUUAGAAACAUUUAAAGAUAAAUGGAUUGAUUUAGACGAUAAUUGGAAUGAAUUACCAUUUGGAUGGGAUGAAAAUGGUAUUAGAGGUUAUGUUUUUUCUGAUAAAGAUAAUAAGACUGUUAUUGUUGCUAUAAAAGGAACGAAUCUAGCUUAUAUUAAUUUACCACAUGCUGGUAAACCACUUGAACAAAAUGAUAAAUUGAAUGAUAAUUUAAUGUUUUCUUGCUGUUGUGCAAAAGUUGAUAGAACAUGGAAAGGUGUAUGUGGAUGUUAUAAAGGUGGUUGGAAUUGUGAAGAUACUUGUUUAAGUGAAGAAGCGAAGAUUAAAGAUUCUUAUUAUAAUAUUGCUUUGAAAAUAUUUGAAAAAGUUAAAGCGGAUUAUUCCAAUGCCAAUACCAAUAUUUAUUUAACAGGACAUUCCUUAGGUGGAUCAUUAGCGUCAUUAUUAGCGAUCAAUUAUAACUUGCCGGCAUUUGCAUAUCAAGCACCGGGAGAAUUAUUAUAUGCAAAAAGGUUAGGAUUAAAUACAACUCACCACUCUCACAUCUAUCAUUUUGGUCAUACUGCCGAUCCUAUAUUUAUGGGUGUAUGUAAUGGUGUAGCAAGUGCUUGUUAUCAUUGGGGUUAUGCUAUGGAAACUAAAUGUCAUGUUGGUUUGACAUGUUUAUAUGAUACAAAAUCAAAAUUAGGUUGGAAAUCGAAUAUAUUUAAGCAUGAAAUAGUACCUUUUAUUGAAAAAGUUAUUGAUAAAUGGCAGUUUAUUACCAAUGGUAAAGAAGAAGUUGCCGAAUGCUUUAAAGAAGAAAAUUGUGAAGAUUGUAAAAAUUGGAAUUUCUUUUAA
Messenger RNA from Funneliformis geosporum, 1284 nucleotides. The record is from the annotation of a GenBank genome assembly. NCBI's taxonomy places the organism in Eukaryota, Fungi, Glomeromycota, Glomeromycetes, Glomerales, Glomeraceae.